AUGAGGAAGAUCUGCGGAUACUCGACUGAGCUGCAGACCCCGGUGAAUGUUGGGCGCCGCCUCACUGUCAUCCUGUAUACCGUCUUCUUCAGGGCGCAGGGGUUCAACUGCACUGUCACGUGUGGUAAGGCCGCUUCCUCGAUCUCGGAUGGAUGUGGGGUUUCCCAAAGCAGCAAAGAGCUGGUCGGAGGAGCUCAAGUCCCUAAUCAGAACAAAUAUCCCUGGAUGGUGCACAUCACCGAUGCGAACGGACAAUUGUUUUUUGGAGGGUCCCUCAUCAAUGACCGAUACGUCCUCACUUCCGCCCGUCAAGUUAAACUC
Molecule: messenger RNA, 321 nt
Organism: Darwinula stevensoni
Lineage: Eukaryota; Metazoa; Arthropoda; Ostracoda; Podocopida; Darwinulidae
Source: the annotation of a GenBank genome assembly